Helianthus annuus (common sunflower) is the source of this 1221-nucleotide messenger RNA. Its product is annotated as extensin. Lineage: Eukaryota; Viridiplantae; Streptophyta; Magnoliopsida; Asterales; Asteraceae. The transcript has 2 exons. The record is from RefSeq and is a predicted model, not a curated record. The annotation marks the transcript as partial.
UAUGAUGUUGCUAAUGUACAUGCUCGUGUAUGUGCAGAUGCAAGAUUAUCUGGAGCGUUACAGAGAUAUCACCAUGUUAAUCAUCUUGCAGAUGAUCUACCGUUGCCGCCUGUGGAUCCUCUUACUCCUGUUUUACCUGAGGCCUUUUGUUCCGACUCACCCCCAGGUGUUUACCCGCCUUCCACCACCGCUCAGCAACCACCGUCAUCAGUAUCAGGAUCACCUGCUAGUGGGUCUUACACCCCACCGCCGCCUUCAUCAUCUUCCUCCUACCCCACUUAUCCCACGCCACCUUUUUCUUAUGCUACUCCCUACACACCACCCACUACCACCAACCCAGGCUCACCUGCCUCAUACCAACCCACCCCUGUUCUAAGCCCUCCUCCUUCUAACUAUGAACCUACUCCUGGCCUGAGCCCUCCUAACUACGAACCGAGCCCUGGUCUGAGCCCUCCUUCUAACAAUGAACCUAGCACUGGUCUGAGCCCUCCUUAUAACUACGAACCGAGCCCUGGUCUGAGCCCUCCUAACAAUGAACCUAGCCCUGGUCUGAGCCCUCCUUCUAACAAUGAACCUAGCCCUGGUCUGAGCCCUCCUUAUAACUAUGAACCGAGCCCUGGUCUGAGCCCUCCUUCUAACAAUGAACCUAGCCCUGGUCUAAGCCCUCCAUAUAACAAUGAACCAAGCCCGCCAACAUCCUCAUAUCCUUCACCUACAGGGUUCAUACCUACACCACCUCUAUUUGAGCCACCAGUUGUAUAUCCUCCACCAACCGGGCCACCACCGCCUCAUAGUGAGCCAGAGUCUGCACUUUGGUGUGUGGCUAAACCAUCUGUCCCAGACCCAAUCAUUCAAGAAGCCAUGAACUACGCAUGUGGUUCUGGGGCUGACUGUGAAGCACUGCAGCCAAAUGGGGAAUGUUUUCAGCCAGACACAUUAUUUGCGCAUGCUUCUUACGCAUUCAAUAGCUUCUGGCAAAGAACCAAAGUGGCUGGUGGCACCUGCGAAUUUGGUGGUUCUGCCAUGCUCGUCACCGCUGACCCAAGUUAUGAUGGGUGCCAUUUCAUCUACUUCUAAUUUGGACUUUCUUUUACAUGACAAGUUUUUGUAAGUAACUGUAAUAGAUAGAGGAGAUGUUCAUAUCUCAAAGUUAUGAUGAUUUGGGAUCUUUGACUACACAUAUACUCUGUUACAUCUUUCAAAUAAAUGCAAUUAAAGUUG